AUGGCUCCUCCUAGCUUCCAAAAAGGCAACACAGCCCUCAUAACCGGCGGCGCCUCCGGCAUCGGCCUCGCCCUCGCCACCCGCCUCUUGUCCUACGGCCUCCGCGUGCUCGUCGCCGACAAAGAUGUCUCCCGCCUCUCCUCAUCUCUCUCCCCCGCCGAAACAGAAACCAAGGACCUGCUCACCACCUUCGAAAUGGACGUGGCCAACCUCGAAGACUGGAACCGCCUCAAAGCCACGAUCGACGAACUCUUCGACGGCAAACUAAACGUCCUGGCCCUAAACGCCGGCCGGUACCUCCCCACCACCUUCACCAACCCGGACCCGACGAACUUUUACGAGACGAUGCAGACGAAUCUGUUUGGGGUUAUUAAUGGGGUGACGACCAUGUUGCCGCUGGUCCAACAGACCUCAUUGUCCCAGACUUCUUCUGCUGGUCCAAGCAGCUGCAGCUGCAGCAUCAUCAUCACCGGCUCCAAGCAGGGUAUCACUAACCCGCCUGCUAAUCCUGCUUACAACGCGAGCAAAUCGGCUGUUAAGACGUUGGCUGAGCAUUUGUCUUUUGAUCUUUCGACUUCCCAUCCUCAUAUCUCUGUGCACCUGUUGGUGCCGGGGUGGACGUUUACGGGAAUGACUGGCGCAGGAGAGAAGGAGAAGGAGAAACCGGCGGGAGCGUGGUGGCCUGAGCAGGUGGUUGAGUACUUGGAGGGAAAAAUGGCGGAGGGCAAGUUUUAUGUGAUUUGUCCGGAUAAUGCUGUUACUGAGGAGAUGGACAAGCGGAGGAUGGCCUGGGCUAUGGGGGAUGUGGUGGAAAACAGGCCGCCGUUGACGAGGUGGAGGGGGGAGUGGAAGGAGAAGGCGGAGGAGGGGAUGAAGGGGUUGGAUGUUUAG
This is a messenger RNA of Neurospora tetraspora, 891 nucleotides long. RefSeq lists its product as uncharacterized. Gene Ontology annotation, molecular function: oxidoreductase activity, acting on NAD(P)H, oxygen as acceptor. The coding region runs from base 1 to 891 and encodes 296 amino acids. Lineage: Eukaryota; Fungi; Ascomycota; Sordariomycetes; Sordariales; Sordariaceae. The transcript has a single exon. The record is from RefSeq and is a predicted model, not a curated record. Gene Ontology annotation, cellular component: intracellular anatomical structure.